CUUCCUUCCUGUUGAAGCAAAGAGUUGCCAAAUUUGUGUGGGUUUCUCUUCUGUCAAAAUCCUUCAAUGAGAAUUCCAGUACUCUUUUCAUGCCUUUUCUUGAUCUUCAUAUUCUGCAUCUCUAUGUCGUCUGGACAGAAGGAUGAUGACAUAUACUUCUUCCCAGACUUCUCCCAAUGUCUUGGAGAUGAGCAAUCCUUGUUGCUCCAGUGGAAGAACAGCCUCGUAUUUGACAAUGCUUUAUCCACAAAACUGGUGUACUGGAAUCAAAGUGUCGAUUGCUGUUCAUGGGAAGGCGUAAUUUGCGACGGGAGUCGUGUUAUCAUCCUCGACCUGACCAAUGAAUCCAUCUCAGAUGGGCUCGACAAUUCAAGCAGCCUCUCAUGUCUUCGGUCUCUCCAAUACCUGGGUUUGGCUUAUAACAAGUUGAAAACAUUUCCUCACUUCUUGAGAAAUCAAUCUGCAUUAUUAGCUCUAGACCUUUCAAACAAUGAGAUUCAUGGGGAGAUACCAAAUUGGAUUUGGAAUCUUCCUUAUCUCUACACAUUGAAUCUCUCGUAUAACUACCUGAUGACUUUAGAUUUGCCUUUACUCGGCAUGUCUAAUUUGAGAGUCUUAGACCUUCACUCCAACCAACUUCAAGGGCAACUCUUGGCUUUCCCAAAACAUGCUAUAUACUUGGAUUUUUCGAGGAAUAAUUUCAGCUCUGUCAUACUACCUAGCAUUGGUAAUUCAUUUGGUUUCACUUCUUUCCUCUCUCUUUCAAGCAAUAAAUUUUAUGGGAGCAUCCCUGAAUCAAUAUGCAAUAUUACAAAUCUUCGUCUUCUAGAUUUGUCUAAUAAUUCAUUGAGUGGUACAAUUCCCCAAUGCCUAUUUAAGAUGAGUGAGUCUCAUGACGUCAUGUGGCAUCGAGGUUUAGGAGUGUUGAAUCUAAGGAAAAACAAUCUCACUGGUGUAAUUUCUAAUUCGUUUCCAAGAAAUUGUAGCUUACAAACUUUAUAUCUCAAUGAUAACCAACUGCAAGGAAAGCUGCCAAAAUCUCUGGCUAGAUGCACAUCUUUGGAAGUUUUAGACCUCGGGAACAACCAAAUCGAGGAUGUAUUCCCAUGUUACUUGAAGAACAUAUCUAUGUUGCACAUUCUUGUUCUACGAUCUAACAAAUUUUACGGGCCCAUUGAUUGUCCAAUGCCUAAUGCUUCGUGGUCAAUGCUUCAAAUUGUAGACCUAGCUGCAAACAGUUUCACUGGUAAGCUUCCAAUAAAAUACUUUUCUGAUUGGAAGGUAAUAACGGAUGAAAGAAAUGAGGCCCAAUAUCAGGUUAGUCCCCUCCGAUUUGUGGAUAAUUCCUCCUUUUAUGCUUUUACUAAUUAUGGAGUUGCUAAGAUUGGUUUUGGGCAACCUUAUAGUUAUGAAGAUGUGGUGAAUAUUUAUUAUCAAAAUAUGGUUACAAUUACCAUCAAAGGUGUCCAAGUAGAGCUGGUGAAGAUCCUAACUAUAUUCGCCUCCCUUGACUUCUCAUGUAACCAUUUUGACGGGCAUAUACCUAGAGAAAUAGGAGAACUCAAAUCACUACGUAGCCUCAACUUGUCUCAUAAUGCUUUCACUGGGCAAAUGUCACAAUCUCUAGGAAAAUUGACUUAUCUUGAAUCAUUGGACUUGUCAAGCAACAAGUUUACUGGUGAGAUUCCUGUCCAACUUGCAGAAGGUCUUAUUUUCCUAUCAUUCCUUAACCUUUCAUUCAAUCAAUUGGGGGGAAAUAUUCCACUGAUCAAACAAUUUGCAACUUUUUCGAAAAGUUCCUAUGAAGGAAAUAUAGGAUUAUGUGGCUUUCCUUUGAAAGAAAAAUGCACACAUGAAGAGUCGGAAUUGUCACAUCCAACAUCUAAAGAAACACAUUCGGAUUUUGGGAGAAGAAUUGAUUGGAACUUCUUAAAUGUUGAAUUUGGAUUUAUUUUUGGCUUUGGGAUUGUUAUUUGGCCUCUUAUGUUUUGGAAGAGGUGGAGGAUAUGCUACUUCCAACUUGCUGAUGAUAUUUUUUUCAAGAUGUUCCCUCAGCUUUAUAUUAGAAAAUCGUGGAAGACAAGCACACAUAAAUCAGAAACAGGGGCAUUAGUGAUAGCUACAAGCAAUGCAGUCAGGUUUGACUAG
Corylus avellana is the source of this 2148-nucleotide messenger RNA. NCBI's taxonomy places the organism in Eukaryota, Viridiplantae, Streptophyta, Magnoliopsida, Fagales, Betulaceae. The record is from RefSeq and is a predicted model, not a curated record.